GAGGGUGAUUUUCUAUGAUUUAUAUAACCCACUUUUUCAAAUAAUUCAAAUUACAAAAAAUAAAAUAAGAAAUGAGUUCAGUUUGAGGAAAUUUCAAAUAUUAUGAAUCGCAAUAAAUUAACUCCUUGUAGAAAAGUAGGUCUAUCAAGAAAAAAAAUUACUUCAUUGAAAACGGUGGAAAGUUUGCUGAGUGAAAACAAAAAUGAGAAUCAAGUAACAAAUACCCCUGAAAUAUUGAAGAAUAUCCCGGAAUCCAAACCAUUUUUAAAAAUUGAAGUCAACAGUGAUACACCUUGUCGACAAGUUGGGUUGUCGCGUAAAAGAAAAACACCAACCUCACUGGUGAGUUCCCAAAAAGAAGUGAAUUUUUGUACUCCAAGUAGAGUUGAGGAAAAGAACAAUCAAGAAUACAAUGAGCGAAAUAGUAAUAUUGGAUCGAGCCAUAUGUCAGUCAAGGAACAAAAUGUGGGAAAUGAAAUUUCAAAUUAUUCUGAGCAAAACAAUAAGACUCAUUUAAGCUGUGCAAAAAAAUUAUCGAGUCUUUUCCCUUCCCCUUCAAGUGCCAAAGAUAAACUAAGCAUUAUAUCAGAUACCGAUUAUGAUAAAGAAAGUGUGGAAAAAAAUCCCAAAAAUAGUGUAUGUAAAUUAGUAAAAUCAAAACCAUUUAGUGAAAACUUGUCAGAUAUUGAGAAUGGAAAUUCUCCUUCUCUUAUUUCUACAGAAAGUGAAAAUAUUGCAGUGAAAACUAAGAAAUUUGUAAAACAGCAUUCUAUGAAAUCUGCUCAAAAAAACCUCUGUGAUAAAAAUCUGAGUGCAGAAUUCAUUUCAGAGAAUUCUUCACAAUUAUCAGUUGAAGAAAACAUUAGUUCUAGAAACAAUACUCAAUUCAUAAAAGUAUGUUAUUUUAACGAAAAAGAAAAUCCGAAUAAAAUUAGAAAACAAAAAUCAGAAGAGAAAGAAACAAAACUUUCUACUCAUCUCUUGGAAGAUGAUGAUUUUGAUAUUAUUCCAAAAAAGAAGAAACCAAAUAGAUUAUUAGAAAGAAGUAAAACUGAAAUCAUCAAGAAGGAAAAAAAAUCUAAUAAGAACAAGUUGAAGAAAUCAUUGUCUGCUGGGGAUAGCAGGUCCAGAACAUUAACAGACAGUUCAAUAAAAAACAAUACAUCUACUUUGGACUUACAGAAUAACUGCUUCGUGAAGUUAGAAAAACUGAAAGAAUCUCAUGAUCAAAGUGAUGAUGACUUCGAAGUUUUAUCUUGCACACCAAAAGAAACCAGAAUAAAAAACUUGGAUACUUUAGAAGAGGAAGUUAAGAAAAAAAGACAAAUUGUGGAAGAAUUAGAAAGAGCCAAGCUGUGCAAGAAAAUGCAUAGUGCAGAAGACUUGAAGAAGUUGACCUCAAUAUGGAAAAAUGGUUGUAUAGAUGCACUUCAAGAUUUGUUGAAGCAACUGAAUAUGCAUUCAUAUAUGGAUAUGGAAAUGUUACUGAAAAAACUGAAUAUUCCUCAAGAUUUUAUUCCAUCGAGCUAACAGAAUCACACAUUCACCAUGUUUUCAUCAUUGUUUGUAUAAGAAAUGGAUAUUUCUUGAUUAUUCAUGAUCUAAGUCCAGUAAACAGUAUUUUAUUCAAA
This is a messenger RNA of Coccinella septempunctata (seven-spotted ladybird), 1631 nucleotides long. RefSeq lists its product as uncharacterized. NCBI's taxonomy places the organism in Eukaryota, Metazoa, Arthropoda, Insecta, Coleoptera, Coccinellidae. The coding region runs from base 103 to 1530 and encodes 475 amino acids. The record is from RefSeq and is a predicted model, not a curated record. The transcript has a single exon.